AUGUUCUUCAGAGUAUUUAAGUGCAAAAGCACUGUAAUUCCGGCUAGAUCUGUAUUUACAUGGCGUUCCUAUAGUCGUCAGUUUUCAGCCCGACCCAGUACUGUGAGUGGAAAUAAGACUUGGCUGUUUCUUGGUGGUGUUACUCUACUUGGAAGUGGGAUUGGAUUAGGAUUGUUAUAUUCCCUGGUAAAAUUCGAUAAUCAUAAAAUAGGUUCAACUACUCCUCUUGAGACAGUCGAGCCAACUACUUAUGCUGACAGUCAACAAUUCAAGACUGCUAUAAGCCAGAUCAGAGAUAUUGUGGGUGAUGACAACGUCAGCCGUAAUGAAGAUGUAAUCAAGGCGCAGGCAGAUAGUUUCUUCAGCACUCAUCAUCCUCCUGAUCCAAUUUCGCAACGGCCGGGCGUUGUGGUAUACCCUACAUCUACUGAGCAAGUCUCACAGAUAUUGAAAGUCGCCAAUAAAUACAAAGUGCCAGUUGUUGCAUCAUCUGGAUUGACUUCAUUGGAGGGACAAUUGAUGCAUGUCAGAGGGCCAAACAGCGUCUCUUUGUCGUUCGAAAAGAUGGAUAAGAUCUUAGCUGUACAUCCUGAUGAUCUUGAUGUCGUCGUGCAGCCCGGUGUUGGAUGGGAAGAGUUGGAUGAGUUCUUACGUAGCAAAGAGGAAACGAAGCAUCUAAUGUUUGGGCCAGAUCCCGGUAUGGGAGCUAAAAUUGGUGGGAUGGUCGGCACAAGCUGCUCAGGAACGAAUGCCUACAAAUAUGGAACCAUGAAAGAAAAUGUCUUGAAUUUAACUGUAGUUUUGGCAGAUGGAACAAUUUUGAAGACUAGACAAAGGCCUAAAAAGUCUAGUGCUGGGUAUGAUUUAACGAGACUUUUCAUUGGAUCUGAAGGAACUUUGGGAAUUAUAACAGAGGCUACUAUAAAACUUCACGUGCGUCCAAAGGUAGAGCUUGUAAGUAUCCUCAGCUUCCCUAAUAUUGAGCUGGCUGCAUCUACUGCAGGAAGCAUUAGUAAGACCGGGAUCCAGCUUAAUGCAAUUGAGCUUUUAAAUGAAACCAUGGUUCACUUUGUAAAUAAAUAUGGUGGAGUUGUUGAUCAGAAUGACAGACCAAAAACAUUUAGUGAAAAACCUACUCUUUUACUCAAAAUCGGGGGGCCAAGUAAACAAUCUGUUGACGAGCAAAUUAAAUUGAUAUCUCAGAUUAGUAAAGAGAAUGGGCUGUUGAGUUUUGAGUCUUCUAAAGAUGAAAAUGGAAAUGCCAUUUUAUGGUCAGCACGAAGAGCUGGUCUUUGGUCAACUAUUCAAUACGGUUCCGAGAUAUUGGAUGAUCCAAAUGAUGUUCAAGUUUGGUCGACUGACAUUGUGGUACCUGUUUCUCAUCUUUCUCGUCUAAUCAAAGAAACAAAUGAUGAUUUAAAUAGUCUGGGCUUCAAAGGUAAAUUUUCUGUAGCGGGACAUGUUGGAGAUGGUAAUUGUCAUUUUAUGAUCCUUUACAAUAGUAAAGAUUAUCGCAAAGUUGAAUCUGUUGUUGAUAGAAUGGUAUACCGGUCUUUGGAGCACGAAGGCUCCUGUACUGGAGAACACGGUGUUGGAGUGGGUAAAAGGAAAUAUUUGAAUGACGAGCUAGGCGUCUCAGCUGUUGAUUUAAUGAGACAUAUUAAACUUCUGUUAGAUCCAAAAAGAAUACUAAAUCCGGACAAGGUCUUGAAGCUUGACACGACUGACAAUUUAGAUGAACAACUUGAACACGUCAGUUUAAUAGAAAGCAGCAAUAAACAUUGCUGCUGA
Priceomyces carsonii is the source of this 1791-nucleotide messenger RNA. Its product is annotated as FAD-binding oxidoreductase. The transcript has a single exon. The record is from RefSeq and is a predicted model, not a curated record. Lineage: Eukaryota; Fungi; Ascomycota; Pichiomycetes; Serinales; Debaryomycetaceae. Gene Ontology annotation, cellular component: mitochondrion. Gene Ontology annotation, biological process: lactate catabolic process. Bases 1 to 1791 code for a protein of 596 amino acids. Gene Ontology annotation, molecular function: FAD binding; D-lactate dehydrogenase (cytochrome) activity; D-lactate dehydrogenase (NAD+) activity.